Molecule: messenger RNA, 369 nt
Organism: Trichoderma virens Gv29-8
Lineage: Eukaryota; Fungi; Ascomycota; Sordariomycetes; Hypocreales; Hypocreaceae
Exons: 1
Molecular function (GO): carbon-sulfur lyase activity
Source: RefSeq, a predicted model, not a curated record
CCUCUAACUGGCCGCUGCCAAUGUCCCGUGGAUCCCAUCAUCUACAACAUCACGUCAAAGCCGCACUCGCUCAAUGUGUGUUACUGCCACGAAUGCCAGCGCCAGACGGGUUCCGCGUUUGCAUUGACUCUCGUUGUCCCGUCUGCAGGCGUCAACAUGGAGAGUCCUACGAUGCUCCACCAACUUCGGAAAUUUGAGCGCAAAACAGAAUCGGGUGGAAUCCGAGGAGGCGUCUUCUGUUCCAACUGUGGUGUUCGACUCUGGCAUUUCGAUCCAUCAAAACCCGAGUGGACAAGUAUCAAGGCCGGAACGCUGGAUAAGAAAGUGGACUUUGGAGCUGCACAGCAUAUCUGGACAAAGAGAAUGCUG